Molecule: messenger RNA, 760 nt
Organism: Phragmites australis (common reed)
Lineage: Eukaryota; Viridiplantae; Streptophyta; Magnoliopsida; Poales; Poaceae
Product: succinate dehydrogenase subunit 3-1, mitochondrial-like
Exons: 3
Coding region: 231-581 (116 amino acids)
Biological process (GO): mitochondrial electron transport, succinate to ubiquinone; tricarboxylic acid cycle
Cellular component (GO): membrane
Molecular function (GO): electron transfer activity; succinate dehydrogenase activity
Source: RefSeq, a predicted model, not a curated record
AUGACGCGAUCCAUCCUAGGGUUCGCGGAUUUGGUUGGUGAGCUUGGGUGUGGAUCUUGGCCGGCCAUGGAUGUGGGUGGCCUUAGCUAUUAGCGAUCUGUUCGCGUGCCUGACGGCUCGAGAUGUCCAAGAUUUUGGUGCGCUUUGAUACACGAUGGCGUUAGGGUAAUCGGUGGUGUCACAAAUUUGUAUGUGCUUCACAGCAAUGGGGUGUUACUUCUUUGGUCGGAAUGGAGAAGUAUCACAGCAACACUAGAUUUGUGCCCUUGAGAGAUGCUCCAUGUGCUCUUCGUGGUACUCUUGGUAGCUCAAACUCAAAUCUUGAGCAAGCUAGGGGCUACACAUCUCCUCUAGGAGCUCUGCGACCAAAGAUGUCUGCACCCGGAAGCCGACCCCUGCACACGAGUCGCCCCCAGUCAUCUCCUGUUGCAAACCGCCCGUUGUCACCCCAUCUCCCUCUGAAGAAGCCACAGCUGAGUGCUACGUUCUCAAUCUCACACCGUAUUUUUGGUGUUGCACUGGGAGCUGCCAUCAUAUCCAUCCCUCUCGCCACCAAGUUCAGCCUCAUGUUUGGUGUUUGAGUUCGAAUUGUAAUAACCUGGACCGAUGAGAAACGGUAUUUUCCCAUUUCUGUGUGACUUUCAUUGUCGGGGUUGCCUUGCAAUGCAAUUGUAGGUGCACUUGGUUACCAUGACUGCAAUCUUCUGUAAUAAGAAAAACCAUCAAACUAUCAUUGUAAAAAGAUGACAUUCAAACUCUU